ACGGCACACACUGGCUUGAUCGAUUCAUUGUGCCAUCAGAAAAAAAUGUGCGAGAUGGGUAACCAUCAGGGGGAUGGGUGGGAGUGCUGCUGCUUGAUUUCUGCGUAUUCUCAUCUUCUGUCAAACACUGACAGAGGCAUAACCACUCCUGCUGCGUGUGAAGCUCCAUCUUUAUGCCUUAGUGAUUAGGGAAGCAGUCAUCAAGCUUAUCCAUUUAACCUGCUGGAUUUUUCACACAUAUGCUGUACUGCUUUGGUGUCUCUGAUCCACUUUCACAGAUCAGCAACGGAGCUGCUCAGACGAGGAGAAAGGGCUCCACUCCUCUGAAUGAGAUAUGGAUGUAGACCAAGGGUUCUACCGUCAUGUUGAUGUCCCGGACCAUGUUCACUACAUCAUUGCCUUUUUUGUCUUGGUCAUCGGGACAGUGGGAGUCACAGGGAAUGCCUUAGUCAUGUAUGCUUUUUCCUGCAACAAGAAACUGCGAACACCUCCAAACUUCUUCAUCAUGAACCUCGCUGUCAGUGACUUCCUCAUGGCGAUCACACAGUCACCCAUCUUUUUUAUAAACUGUCUUUACAAAGGGUGGAUCUUUGGAGAAACAGGCUGUAAAAUGUAUGCUUUCUGUGGAGCUUUGUUUGGAAUUUCCUCAAUGAUCAACCUUUUGGCCAUCUCUAUUGACCGCUACAUAGUUAUAACCAAGCCUCUGCAGUCCAUAGCUUGGACUUCUGCAAGGCGCACUUGCUUUAUUAUUGCCCUGGUCUGGCUGUAUUCACUUUUCUGGAGCCUUGCGCCGCUUUUGGGUUGGAGUUCAUAUAUCCCAGAGGGCUUGAUGACCUCAUGUACAUGGGACUACGUGACAGCUACUCCAUCAAACAAAAGUUACACCUUGAUGUUGUGCUGCUUUGUCUUCUUCAUCCCUCUGGGCAUCAUUUCCUACUGUUACCUGUGCAUGUUCCUGGCCAUUCGGCAUACGAGCAGAGAUGUGACACAGUUGGGGUCUCAGGUGAGGAAGUCAACUCUGAUCCAACAGCAGUCCAUCCGGACUGAAUGGAAGCUGGCGAAGAUCGCCUUUGUGGUCAUCAUAGUGUUUGUGCUUUCCUGGUCUCCUUAUGCAUGCGUCACUCUCAUCGCCUGGGCUGGAUAUGCAAGUAUUCUCAAUCCCUAUUCCAAAGCAGUCCCUGCUGUUAUAGCGAAGGCAUCAGCUAUCUACAACCCUUUCAUCUACGCCAUUACACACUCCAAAUACAGGGAAACACUUGCAGAAAAGGUCCCCUGUCUGCACUUUCUGGCGCCUUCUCCCAAGAGGAACUGCAUAUCUAUGUCACACAGCAGGUCGUCUGUAAGGGACUCGAUGCUGAGUCGGCAGUCAUCAGUUUCUACAAAGAAAUUUCAAAGGGUUUCCUCGCUGUCAACUACAGAAACACAGGUUUGGAGUGAUGUUGAACUGGAUCCUAUUGAACAAAUGGACAGUUUAAAGUCCAGUUAUUCCCUUCAAGCCCUGAGUGAAAAUGACUGUAAGUCACUGACUAAAGAGGCCAGGGAAAAAGGAAGUCAAAGCUUGUAGAAGACUAAGAAGACCAACAUUGAUUAAGGGUGACCACAUCACAACCCCUCAAUCUGUCAACAGAGCUAUGCCUUUGCCUUGGGGGGGAAUAAUCUGUUGGAACAAAGUAAAAAAGAAGAAGAACUUGAAGAAGAUGAUGUACAUGAAGACACAGGGGCACCACCAUGACAGACAAAGAAGGAUGCGUUACAAGAACAUAUCCUUUCAGACUUUUUGGACAAUCUAUGCAUUCAUUCCCAGGCUGUAUCUAAAUCAAAGUGAAAGCGGAGGCAGCAUCCACAGGAAACAAACAGAAAGAAAAUGCUGCAUCUUUACAACAUUAGGGGGGUAAAAAAAUAAUUAAUAUUUUAGCAAAAAUUAGUCUAGUAGGACUAACCCUACACAACUAACCUUACAGCAUUUACGCAACCUCGUUUGGAGAUACAAUCACAACAAUGUGGCGUCUACACAACUGAGACGACUUUAAAUCAUGACAAUCCUAAACUCCUUUCAAAAUAAGUCCCACUACGGUCAAGAAUAUAUUGUGCUUUUGGAAAAAAUGUUUUUAAGGUGAGUUUAAUCAGCAGUAAAGGUCGCCACAUUUGUUUAAUUUAGAACUAAAGUUGACUGUCUGCACUUUUUCAUGUUGUAAAUUGAAUUUCUGUCUAUGAAGGUUUAAAGUUAUUGUACUUAUGUUUUACCAGUUAGGAUUUUGCCAACAAGACACCACAGCACAGGCACAUAAGUCACUUAAAUAAUAUUUAUAUCCUAAACUUCAAAAUCCAAAGAUUUAAUGCACACUUGGACUUAAAGAAAAGUAUAAAUAUUUUCAUACUACCACAUGUCACUCUGUUACCAAUUUCUAAUGUGUAUAUUAUCAUCUGGUAUGAUAAGGAGUACACUUUAGAAGUAUCAGCUCUAUCUUUCAGCGUUCUCAGGACCAGAAGUGCAGCACUCAGCAGCAUUCACCAACAGUGUUUAUUUUGAAUAAAUACUCUUUUGCACUGUGUCUGAAAACCUUCUUACAUGGUUGUCAAAAAUGUUCACCAAUAAAUAACUUAUAUGCAUUAAACAAUGCAAAAGCACACUCUCA
Oryzias latipes (Japanese medaka) is the source of this 2636-nucleotide messenger RNA. RefSeq names its product opsin 4xa (gene opn4xa). Gene Ontology annotation, biological process: G protein-coupled receptor signaling pathway; visual perception. Gene Ontology annotation, molecular function: G protein-coupled receptor activity. NCBI's taxonomy places the organism in Eukaryota, Metazoa, Chordata, Actinopteri, Beloniformes, Adrianichthyidae. The record is from RefSeq and is a predicted model, not a curated record. Gene Ontology annotation, cellular component: membrane.